AUGAAAAGUAGCCUUGUCAGUGGGUUUGCUGAGGGGCCACAUGAAGGCAAUACGAUUCAUACGCUGGUGACGAGCAAUGGCAGUCCUUACCAGAACAUCCAGACAAGAAUUAUGUAUGCCACUUACAAACUUGCCCAACAGAUGGAUGGCGGCGAGAGGAUGGUUGCUUUCACUCGCAUCUUGCACCGCACAGUGGAAGACUUGCUUAUGAACGAGGUGCCCACUGUGAGGGUGAAUCCCCGUGAUCCUGCUUGCGAUCUCUGGUGCGACUUCCCUGUAGCUGACAGGCCGGGAGCAGUGCGGCAGUUUCUGUUGGCUGCCAAAACGGAUCCGGCAUUGAUCAAGGCGCCAUGGCUGCUCCUCAUAGAGACAGACUAUGUGUGGGCAAAACCAAUAAAGGCAGGGACCAUCCCAUGA
Molecule: messenger RNA, 417 nt
Organism: Ostreobium quekettii
Lineage: Eukaryota; Viridiplantae; Chlorophyta; Ulvophyceae; Bryopsidales; Ostreobiaceae
Source: the annotation of a GenBank genome assembly